Messenger RNA from Cercopithifilaria johnstoni, 678 nucleotides. The record is from the annotation of a GenBank genome assembly. NCBI's taxonomy places the organism in Eukaryota, Metazoa, Nematoda, Chromadorea, Rhabditida, Onchocercidae.
AUGAGUACGGUAAUGCUAAUAACGACAAACGGAAUGUUAACAUCUAUAGUUUUACAAAUUUCUUCAAUAUAUUUUACAGUGGCAGCACCUGUAUGCUACAAUUGUGAUUCGAGCUGUAAUGACACUGUCACUUUCAAUGAUGACAAUAUCAGUAAUUUUGAAUCGAUUAAUUCAAAUCGAAUAAGGCGAACAACAAUUGAACAACGUAGCUGUCAUAAAUUCCAACUUGAAUUGAUAUUGAUACCAUUAUCAAUUGCUAUGAUACCAUUUGCAUUAUGUGCUCUAUUACUUUCUGUUUGUUUCUGUGGACCAAAAGAAUCUCGAGGUAAAGUACCAGAAAUGUUCAAGAAAAAUGGUAAAAUUAAUGCAAAAGAUGCGAAUGAAAUCGAUAAGAAAGAAUUUACCUGCAAAAAUGGUAUAAUAAUGCGAAAUGAUAGCAAAAAGACUCGUUUUAGUACAACAAUUUCUUUUAUUGAAGUGAAUUGUAUCAAUGAUGAAAAAGUUAGCAAAAAUAAUCAAACAAUAAUUCCUAAUGCUUUAUUAUGCGAUAUAUCGGAAGAUGAGGAAUAUGUUGCUGGAAAUUAUGAAACAAUUAGAAUGAAAAAUAACAAUCAAACAACAAUUGGAGAAAUCUUAAUGAAUGAGAAGAAAUUAGAAAAUACAAAAGGUUACAUUUAA